UUGAUUUGGAAAUGGCUAGGCCUGAACAAGCAGUAGCUGAGAUGAAUAAUCAAACUGCCAAUAGGUCUGAAGAGGAAGAAAACUUUGGUUUGAAAGAUCUUCCUCCCAAUUCGUUUGUAAGGCGCUAUUCUUAUGGAAAUAUGGGAGGUGUAGCUGCUGAAUAUCAAGCUCCAACUAAGCAAGUUGUGAGUUUGGGACAUCCAGAGGCCUUAGGGUUGGCAGGUUUUGCGGCAACAGACUUUAUGCUGAGUUGUAUCAAUGCCAAGUUGUUACCUAGUGGCUUGACAAAUAGUAUUAUUGCACUAGGCUUUAUGUAUGGAGGUUCGGCACAGCUGAUUGCUGGCAUCAUGACUUUCAUUAAACAAAAUACUUUUGGUGGAGUUGCAUUUUCGAGCUACGGUGCCUUUUGGCUAGCCUUUGGCGUUCUUAUUACGUUAGAAGCAGAAUAUGGAACGAAUUUAUUGUCAACAACUGACUUUGACAUGGCGCUAGGUUUUAUUCUAGUUUGUUACACCAUUUUUAAUACUUAUAUGUUCGUUGCAUCGAUGGGGCACAAUAUUCAGUUGUACAUUGUGUUUUUGACUCUCGAAUUGGAGCUCGUUCUGGAUGAUAUGCAUUUCUUUGGUGCUAUUAGUUCGGUUCCUGGUGGAAUAUUGGGAAUGUUGUGUUCGAUAAGUGCUUGGGUUUUGUCUGCGACUAUUGUUAUCAAUGAUAGUUUCGGAACCACCGUGAUUCCUAAUCCGGAACUCAAAGAUCUUCCCAUCUUCCGUGACUGGGUAAAGAUGAUAAAAGGAAUGUAACAAAUCAUUAUGUUGAUAGCUGUUUUUAGAAAGUUCUCGUCAUUUUGUGUGAAAAUGUGUAAAUGAAUGCGUCUAUUUUUCA
This is a messenger RNA of Galdieria sulphuraria, 882 nucleotides long. RefSeq names its product putative acetate transporter. NCBI's taxonomy places the organism in Eukaryota, Rhodophyta, Bangiophyceae, Galdieriales, Galdieriaceae. Gene Ontology annotation, cellular component: plasma membrane. The transcript has 2 exons. The record is from RefSeq and is a predicted model, not a curated record. The coding region runs from base 12 to 800 and encodes 262 amino acids. Gene Ontology annotation, molecular function: acetate transmembrane transporter activity.